CUCCGUUACACCAAUGGGUUAACUCUGAUGGUUCAGAAUGACCAUCGGAGAAUACAUACCGAUGUAAAUAAGAGUACUCUAAGUCAAUAUAUCUAUAUACGAUGUAAAUAUCGAUCGAUAUUUCACAGCAGAUGUGAGCACUCGUCAUGUACGUCAGUGGUAGAGGGAUAUAGACCCGGGAUAUAGAUCAGAAAAACUUUUCUGAAGGAGCUGAACGUUAGGACACGGCAUUCAGACGUGACCUUUCAAUUAGUUGAACGCCUUCAAUACAAUAUGCGGGGAAACCCGGCAGUUUCAUCCAUUGUUGGCCAGCAUUCACCUCCUCCGUUUUCGUGACACAGAUAGCCAUAUCGCACGUGCCUCACUGAAGGUCACAUCAUCAAGGAAGUAAGGGAAUUACAGAUUUCUCGGUGAUUUUCGUGUUUUCUCAUGAAUUGGACGGAUAUCCGUCAGAUAGCUGGUCAAAUAUGGAGCCAUCUCAAGUCACAGGUGACAUCUUGGUUUGGAGGCGGCCGAAGCGAUAUGAGUUGGGGAUACGGCGACUCGAAUGGUUCGGCCACAUGGCAUCAUAACUACCCACAUGCUGCUGGUUCUCAUCAAUCGCCUGUGAACAUCCAGACAGGCGACGCUGAAUGUGAUCAACAUCUCCUGCCGCUGAAACCGCAAUAUUUCCAUUCCGAGUGCACCACCCUGGUCAACACAGGCAAUGGAGUGCAGGUCCGUGCUGACAGUCAAGCACCAAAUUACAGAAUGGGAGACACUGAAUACAGGCUUGCCCAGUUCCACUUCCACUGGGGUGCCACCAGCAACGAAGGCUCGGAACAUACCGUGAACGGACGUCCGUAUUCAGCUGAACUGCAUUUGGUUCAUUACAAUUCAACGAAAUACAAAACUGCCGCUGAGGCCCUAGAUAAACCAGAUGGACUGGCUGUGAUAGGUGUAUUCAUUAAGGUGGGAAAAAGACAUCAUCACUUCCAGAAACUCUGCGACCUCCUCAACAAGAUACGCUACAAGAAUCAAAUGGUCGAUUUAUGUGAGGGAUUUGACUUGAUGGGGCUCUUACCACAUGAUCUCCAUCAUUACUGGACUUAUGCAGGGUCCCUGACCACACCACCUUGUUACCAGUCGGUCAGAUGGCUGGUGCUCAUGGAACCCAUCGAAUUCUCCGAGGAUCAGCUGGAAGCAUUCAGACAAAUGGAGCUUGUAACAGAAGAGCAAGCAGACCGUGGGGACCACGCUAGAUGCCUCCAUAACUUCAGGCCAACACAGCCCCUGAAUGACAGGAAGAUUAGCUCUUCUUUCUAGUCAGGUGAUCACAACUUGUUGGUCUACUGAUCAAAUAAAGGCAUGAAAGGAGGUGUCUGAGCUGACAUCAUGUUUUUCUGGUGACUGACCUCGGUAUCAAAAUGUAAGGAAAAUCAUGUAUCAAGUGCAUAUUUUAUCUUAUAAAGAAGUUGCAUUUUGUUGCAGGAUUUGUAAAUAGAAAUUAAUGUGACAAUAUGAAUGUUUGGUUUCAUGCAGGAAGGGUGGUUUACAAUAGUAACAGGUUUGCCAAACAAUGCACAAAAUGCUAAUUGUAUGUAAUUCCUGUCUUUUAGAGGAUAUCGCAUCCCAGCCAAAUCAUAUCAUGAAAAUAUAUGGGAUUUUUAGGCAAUAUCAGAAUUGGAAUAUAAAUAUAUGAAUACGCUGUGUUGGAUUUCUCCGAAUGGGAGCAGUUAAUAUCCUACUGGAACAAUUUGACACUUGAACUUGUAAAAAGAAAUAAACAAAGCGAGUUCAAAUGAUGCCUGGAGUCCAGUGUUAGGAUACUUGUACAGUACAUAUAGGAGAAAUUGAAUAUAUCAAAGCUGUGAUGAAACUCUCUGGUCCUAGCUGCUUCUACUAAUCCAUGUUAACUUACUGCUGAGCAGUGGCGGCCCAGUUUGUUAGUGUUCCCUCUGAUAAUGUCUCUUGGUGCAUUUGUACAUUUAUUCUAUACGUUGGCCAUCGAUGUACAUUUCAACAUUUGACUUGUUAUAUUAUAUGUACAUUUUACCGUUGACAUGUACAUUACAGUUGCCAUGAGCAUUUUGACCUUUUGACAUAUACAUUAUACAGUUGACAUGUACAUUACACAGUUGAUGUGUAUACAUUUAAGCAUUUGAUAUGUACAUUUCUUUUUGAAUGUUUGCACAAUCAAUCAGCCAACUUGUAUCAUUCAACCAAUAAUUAAAAGACCGGUAUAAAGGCAAUGUUUUCAGAGGAGUUCAUUCAGCUUAGAAACACAAAUGUUUUUCUCGUCCAAAAUGUAAAGUUCUUUGAAAUUGGUUUUGUAAAGUUAUGCUGGCACAAGCAGACUUUGAAAUGUCCUUCAAAUAAUUUGCUAUGAGAAUGUUGUACAAAUCAGUUAGACUCAACCCGACACAUACACAUAUCAUGGCAUUUAACAGUCUGUCAGUCGACAGUCAUAAGCACAACAUAUCUGCUUCAAAUUUCUGACACAGACGAUGUGAACUCACCCAUUUAUAUAGUUUUACAAUACGUGUUUGUCCCAGUUGUGACAUUUGUCUAACAUUAUAAUAUUAUUUCGUGCUCUUUAGAGAUUGCUUAGUUAUCAAUGGCUCCACCUAUGCCUUAUUUUGUUUCAUAGUGAGGACUGUAUCAUUAUCUUACAAUUCAUCGUAAUCUACAUUGUACGAGUUUGUGAAACAAAUUCAGUGAGGUCUCUUGUAUUAUGUUACGUUCCUAUCUAUCACCAUUCUGCAUGUACCUAUGAAUCAGUAUUAGUUGUAAAAACCUUUAUAGGAAAAGUUAGGUUAUCUAUCACUACUCAAUUGACAUUUUUAGUUUUGAUAAUUUGACGACAACAAGUCUGAGUAAGUAUGACUAGAUUGUGGUUUUGAGGAUUAGUUUGUGUUAUAAAUUGAGUUUUCUGAAUGAAGAAGGCUUUACACAAAGUUGAUGUUUGGAAGCAGUGCUUAAAGGGCCAAUUACAGAACAAUUGCAGAGUUUAAGGCUCAGUCAUAGGGUAUCGAGUCAAGGUUAAGUAAAUCAGUGUUUCUGGUUUUUUAGUGUAUCCCAUACACAGUUUGAAACACUGAUUUGGUUGAAAUCCUGAAAAGUUGAGGAAAUUGUUGGCUUAUCUUCUAAUAGGACUAAAUAAAUGACUUUAAAUA
Lineus longissimus is the source of this 3155-nucleotide messenger RNA. RefSeq names its product carbonic anhydrase 2-like. Lineage: Eukaryota; Metazoa; Nemertea; Pilidiophora; Heteronemertea; Lineidae. The record is from RefSeq and is a predicted model, not a curated record. Gene Ontology annotation, molecular function: zinc ion binding; carbonate dehydratase activity. The transcript is spliced from 8 exons. The coding region runs from base 430 to 1305 and encodes 291 amino acids.